CAUUUUUUCUUCAUAAUAUACAAAUGAGCGAUAAGACAUUUAAGAAAGGUGUUGCAGCCCCAAAGGUCAAAUUAGAUGGUUCUGCUCUUCGCAUUGCCAUUGUCCAUACACGUUGGAAUUACACCCUUGUUGAUCAACUUUACAACAAGGUUUAUGAAACUUUAAUUGAAAAGUAUAAUGUCAAACCUGAAAACAUUUAUACAGAUACAGUCUCUGGUGCUUAUGAAUUACCCAUGGCAGCUAAACAACUCAUCGAACUAUCCCAGCAACAAGCGUCACAGACUGCCGAUGACUUGUUAGGUUCUCCAGCUUUAUCUAAAAAGACGAGUAAUCGCAAAACGGGUCCUUUUGAUGCUAUCAUAUGUAUUGGUAUUGUGAUCAAGGGCGGUACUGCACAUUUUGAAUAUAUUUGUGAUGCAGUUACUCAUGGCAUCAUGAGAGUUCAAUUAGACACAGGUGUCCCUAUUAUGUUUGGCGUUUUAACUUGUUAUAAUGAUGAACAAGCAAUUGCCAGAGCUACUACCGAAGAUGGUUUCCAUCAUGCAGAGGAAUGGGCUGCUGCAGCUGUUGAGUCCGGUUUGAGAAAAUAUCAAUCAUUAUAAAUAAAUUUAUGCAGAACUAAUAAAUUAAAAAUGUUUCAUCCUGUUUUUGAGUAAAGGAAGGGUAUAUUAAUAUAAGGC
This is a messenger RNA of Cokeromyces recurvatus, 680 nucleotides long. RefSeq names its product 6,7-dimethyl-8-ribityllumazine synthase. The record is from RefSeq and is a predicted model, not a curated record. Gene Ontology annotation, biological process: riboflavin biosynthetic process. Lineage: Eukaryota; Fungi; Mucoromycota; Mucoromycetes; Mucorales; Mucoraceae. The transcript is spliced from 2 exons. Gene Ontology annotation, molecular function: 6,7-dimethyl-8-ribityllumazine synthase activity. The coding region runs from base 24 to 602 and encodes 192 amino acids. Gene Ontology annotation, cellular component: intracellular anatomical structure; riboflavin synthase complex.